Molecule: messenger RNA, 6693 nt
Organism: Agrilus planipennis (emerald ash borer)
Lineage: Eukaryota; Metazoa; Arthropoda; Insecta; Coleoptera; Buprestidae
Product: myosin-I heavy chain
Exons: 21
Coding region: 1-6489 (2162 amino acids)
Biological process (GO): signal transduction
Cellular component (GO): myosin complex; cytoskeleton
Molecular function (GO): protein binding; ATP binding; cytoskeletal motor activity
Source: RefSeq, a predicted model, not a curated record
AUGACGAAAGUGGAAUUUUUUAUCGGAUACCAAUUCAACAGUCUUUAUUUCGUUUCAGAAUGUUCCAUUCCAGAAGAUGGGGUGCCAGACAUGACCCGUUUGUCACAAUUAAACGAGGACACAGUCAACAGGAAUCUCAAAGUACGAUACGGCAAGGACAGAAUAUAUACAUAUACAGGAACCAUUUUGGUGGCAGUCAAUCCGUACAAAGACAUCGACAUUUAUUCUCAGAAUUAUGUGACCAAAUACCAAGGACAAAAGUUGGGAUAUUUGGAGCCCCAUGUGUUCGCCUUAGCAGAAGCUGCGUACGCUUCUCUUCAAAGCGACAUUCCCGGAAGCGACAACAUGAACCAAAGUUUAGUAAUAAGUGGAGAAAGUGGGGCCGGGAAAACCGAAAAUACACGUUUCAUUCUUCAAUAUCUGUGUUCGGUAACAAGUGGCGUUUCAGCUUGGGUGGAACAGCAAAUAUUGGAAGCCAACACCAUUUUGGAAGCUUUUGGAAAUGCGAAAACUGUUCGAAAUGAUAACUCCAGUCGAUUUGGCAAAUUCAUGCAAGUUUGUUUCGAUUCCCGAUGGAUGAUUGCAGGGUGUAUUGUGCAAGAUUAUUUGUUAGAACAAUCUAGAAUAACCUUUCAAGGUCCUGGUGAAAGAAACUAUCACGUCUUUUAUCAUUUAGUUGAGGGCGCAAAGCACAAUAAAGAGUUCCAAAAUCAGUUACAUUUGAAGGAUGCCGGGUUUUAUAAAUAUUUAAAUCAAUCUAGUUGCGAAAAGAUCGAAGGCGAAUCUAAAAAGUUGGACAGCCUUCGUUUAGCGUUUAACGUCUUGCAGAUUCCUUCUUCUAUGUCUUUUGGAAUAUUUCAAACUCUUUCUGCAAUUCUGUGGCUGGGAAAUUUAGAAUUUCAAGAUAUUGACGGCGAAAAAUGUCAAUUAACUAACGAAGACAAAGAAAUUCUCAGUGUUGUGGCCAGUUUGUUAGGAAUGGACGUAAUAGAUCUCACGCAAGUGGUUCUCAGGAGACAAAUAAACGUAAGAGGAAACAUCACGGAAAUACCAUUGAAAUUACAGGAAGCGAGAGAAAAUAGACACGCAAUGGCGAAAGCUCUGUAUUCUCGAACUUUUGCCUGGCUCAUUAACAAUAUCAACACUUGCACAAAUCCUGGACAGGAUUCCACGCGCUUCCUUGGUGUCCUCGAUAUUUUCGGCUUCGAAAAUUUUGCCGUUAACUCUUUCGAACAACUCUGCAUCAAUUACACCAACGAAAAAUUACACAAAUUUUUUAAUCACUACGUCUUUGCCUUGGAACAAGAAAUUUACGAACAAGAAUUUAUAAAAUUUAGUCACAUAACAUUCACCGAUAAUACAUUAUGCUUGGAAUUGUUAGAAAAACCUCCUAGGUGUAUUUUACGGUUAUUAUCUGAGCAGUGCCAUUUACCAAAGGGUUGUGAUGCUUCAUUUAUUUCAAAUUUACACGGUGAAUUUGAAAAUCACGAACGAUAUGUUAAAGGUGAAGAUAGAAGAAAGUGGGAAACUGAGUUCGGUAUAAGCCACUACGCCGGUUUGGUGACUUACAAUGUUAAGGGUUUUGUAGAUAAGAACAGGGACGUACAACAAGAUGUAUUUUUCGAUGUAAUCUCAAAAAGUAGUAACGAAUUUGUCCAAGAAUUAGCCAAGUAUCAGGAUUUGGGAGGAUCUACAACCUUUAGGACAGUUGCUUCAGGUACUUCAACCGUGUCGAGGGGAACCAGCAAAGGGAAGCCUACAGUAUCAGACACUUUCAGGCAUCAACUACAGGCUUUGGUAGACGUCCUCCAAUCAACCACUCCAUGGUAUGUGAGAUGCAUUAAACCAAACGCUCAUAAACAACCCGAUCAGUACGAUGAUUCCCUGGUACUUGAUCAACUGAAAUAUCUGGGCAUGUUAGACAUUAUUCGUAUCAGAAAAGAUGGUUACCCUAUCCAUAUGGCCUUCACAGAUUUCAUAAAUCGUUACCACUUCCUCUCCAAAGAGCGUAUGCAUACAGAUACAGAUCCUAGAAAUGCUUGCAACAAUCUUCUUGAAUGCUACAACGUACCAAGAAACGAAUGGCAAAUUGGUAUCACGAAAGUCUUCCUCAGAAAUCACGUAUACGAACCCUUAGAAGACCAGAGGAAUAAACUUAUCAAUACCUCGGUGAUAACGAUACAGAAAUGUUACAAGAAGUAUGUCAAAAGGAAAGAGUAUUUGAAGAUAAGAGGAGCAGUGCUGAAGAUACAGCACGCUUAUAAGGGAUGGAAGUUGAGAAUAAAGUUCCUAAGGAUGCGAAGGGCUGCCGUAGUAAUACAGAGUAAUUUGAGAGGUAUGUUUGCCAGAGAAGUAGCCGCAGCUUUAAGGGAAAUGAGGAGGGUCGAAGAAGAAAUGAGGAAACGAGAAAAGGCCGAAAAGGAGAGACUUCAAAAAGAAGCCGAAAUGGCUGAAGAAGAACAGAAAAAACUUGAACUAGAACAAUGCGAACAAGCUGCUCGAAGAGAAAUUGCAGCCCUCACCCAGAUUGCCGAGCAGCUUAAACCACGUCUUGUAGAGCCAACCUCCGAAGCGGUUGAUUUGGACAAUUUAUUUGCCUUCCUGUCUGAAGUUCAGCCCCCUAAAGAACGCAGCAACAUUAUCGACGAAAUAGGGGAGAAAAUGAACGAAUUAGUUGAAGAUUUGGACAUUGAAUUGGAAACUGUCAUCCAACAGGAACUUGAAGGUUUAGCUCAAGAACAACAGCAACGCUCACAGACCCCUCAACCACCUAAACUAGGUCUUCCAACGCUACCUGAACCCACAGAACCUCCGCCUCCCCCACCCGCAACUACUUCUCCACCAACAACCACAACAACAACGACAGAAGUUCAAGUGCAGACUCAACAACCGGAAAAAGGGAUCGACGAACCCAUAUACGAAGCUGUUUUACCAAGGGAUGAAAGUACUUGUGUGUCUCCGCCUCCUUUGCCGGCACCCCCUAAGUUACCUGUUGCUGCAGAUACACCUGUUCAAAGUCCUCCAGUAUCGCGUUGCAGUAGCACAGGGCCGCAGUCUUGGCAGCAGGACCUCGACAGUUUCAAUUCUGAAAAAGAGCAGAGGCGCAAACAUCGGAUAGAGAAGAAAAUACAAGAAUUUAACGAAUCCAAAGAAAAAGAGAAUAAAGUGGAAGAAACGUACCACGACAUGGUUGAAUUUGCUCAAAAUUAUUUCAAUUCCCACGAGCGUAGCCCUGAAGGUACUAUCAUGGCCACGCUUACCAGGAAACGGCAAAUUUCGGAAAUGAUCCCUAAAUACGAAAUGGUCACCUAUUAUAAAGGGAAUAGCAUACCUAAUUCCCAUAUUCAUAUGUACGACCCUGAUAAUGUUAACAUAGCUUGCAGUCUCUUUAGAGAUCUUUGCAAGUAUUCUAGGGGAGAAUUCAAUGCAGAUCGCGAAACAAUGAUAAUUCAAAACAUAAUAAGCAACGCUUUAGAGCGUGAAGAAUUGAGAGAUGAAGUUUUAAUACAAUGCGUUCGUCAAAUAACGAACAAUCCCAACCCCGAAUGGGCGGAAAGAAUUUGGCUGUUGCUCUGCCUUUGUGUUGUUGCGUUUCAACCCUCGAAGCUUCUGCAUCGUUAUUUUAUUUCAUUUUUAAAGAAGAAUUUUGAAAAGGGUGGUCGAGUGACGCAAUUUGUGCAAUGGUGCUUAGAUAACUGCAACAACACGAGGGCCAAAGUCCGAGAAUUUCCACCAUCUUCCGUCGAAAUAGCAGCCAUGAAAAGACUGGGUACCAUAGUUUGUAGAUUUUUCUUUUUGGAUGGUAGAACUAAAGCUAUAGAUGUCCAUCCAACUGACACUGCUGGAGAUGCUGCAAAAAAGCUCGCUGACAGACUAGGUUUACGUACCCUUGAUGGAUGGGCCAUAUACCAGAACCGACCAGAUGGGGAAGAACACGUUAGGUCACACUACUAUCUGUACGACGUUAUAGCCUCUUGGGAACAACAGCAACAAAAUAAAUUCCCUGUGACAAGUUUCUCGACCAUUGGUCGUAGAAGUGGAACCGCGUUAAGUGGGGGAGACAAUAAAUUUAUAUUUAAAAGACGUCUCUUUAAAACCAACAAGGAAUUAAGUCAGGACCCUGUCGAAGUUAAUCUUUUAUAUGCCCAGGCUGUACAUAGUGUAGUUAAGUGUGACGAUUUCCCUGUAACAGAAAAAGUUGCCCUCCAAUUGGCUGGCCUCCAAGCUCAGGUAGCAUUAGGCGAUCCAAAAGACAAUAACAAACCCGAAUAUUACACGGACGUAGAAACCUAUCUUCCGUAUAGGAUCAGUAGGACACGUGGAGAUGACGUCUGGGUACCGAUUCUAGCACAAGCGCACAAGCAAUAUGGCGCUGGUCGAUCCGAAUUGACUGCAAAAGCCCUCUACUUAUCCUGCGUGAUGCAGUAUCCUCUUUAUGGAACAACAAUGUACCCCGUCACUUACAGAGGCUACUGGUCAUAUGGCAAUUCUUUGGUCUUAGGUAUUAACAAUGAAGGAAUAAUGUUCAUAAAGCCUGAUGACAAAUUUGUACUAAACGAAUAUCGUUAUCAAGAAGUGGAAAGCAUACUUAUAGAUCCUAGCGAUAGUUUUAUAACGAUAACUUUCCAAAGGCAUCUGAAUGAAAGCCACCACAAGUGUUUUGUGUUCGAAACGUCGCAGAAGAAUGAAAUUGGAUCUCUUAUAGCCAGCUACUAUCCUUCACUUUCCUGCUGGGUCACCGAAAACGAAUCUAAUAAAAAAGUGAAAGGGAUUACUAACGAAGAUCGUAUUCGUCUGUAUCACAAUUUGGUAAACUGCAGACGGCAAUUGAUUGACCAGGAGGUGCUCAGAAAACCUGCCGAUUCUUCUGGUAACUUUUUAAGGAAUACCUUGAGACGUUUGAGCAAGCACAAACUUGACAAACUGAGACAAGAACACGGCGGAGAUAGCGGAGAAACGUACAAAGGUUUCCAUUACACUUUUUGGGCAUUUAGCAGACAACCUUUGACCCAAACUAUUAGCAGAUUACCUGAACCUGAAGAACAGAUCAUGUUACAAAUAUUCCAAGUUAUUUUAACAUACGCAGGACUGGGACAAAACGGAGAAACGAUUCGUAGGGCAGAAGAUGAGCACGUUUCUCUCUUGCAGAAUAUCUUGGAACGUUGUAUGCGCAAAGAAUCUCUUAUUUGUGAACUUUAUCUCCAACUCAUUAAGCAAACGACUGACCAUCCCGAUCCUAAUUCGCGAGUCAACCUCCGACAUUGGGCAUUGCUUUCUUUGGCUUGUUCUGUUGUGCUGCCACCCAAUAAAGCCAUAAGAAGAUACCUUAUAGCUCAUCUGAAACGUUGUGCAUCCGAUUUUGUAACCGAAGAAGGUAAAUACGCAAGAUUUGCCGAGAAAUGCCUGUACAAGACCCAAGGGACAAGAAGGAGACAAUGGGCCCCAUCAAGAGAAGAGAUAAUUUGUACAAUAAUCAGAAGACCUAUUUAUGCCCGGUUUCAUUUCAUGGAUGGACAGUAUCAUUCUGUUGAAUUCCAUCCUUCAUCGACUGCUCAAGAGGUGCUUGAACUGAUUAAGGAGAAAAUUGGGCUGGGACCAGAUGCCAAAGGAUACGCUAUUUAUGAAGUCCUCGGAAAUACUGAAAGAAGUUUAUCGGCCGAAGAGAAAGUAGCCGAUGUAAUGGCAAAAUGGGAGAGGUACCGUAUAGCAACGGUGGGAAAUAUGAACGGCACUAGUACAACGAAAAGGACAAGGCCCCAAUUCCACUUCUUUUUAUUCAAAAAGCACCUUUUCAUGGAUAAAUUUAUAAAACUGCAGGAUCCUGUUGAAAAGGAACUACUCUACCAUCAAGUUCUUCACGAUUUAAGAUCGGAUCGAUUUCCAGUCACUGACAAGGAAGCGAUGAUGCUUACAGCAUUACAAGCGCAAUUAGAACUUGGAGAUUGCGACAACUUGGCUCCAGACUAUCGACCAAUAGCUUCACACUGCCUACCCGCACGAUUAGUUCCUAGUGUACCACAAGAGGGUGUUAUAAUGCACCAUCAAUCGCUCAGGGGAAUGACACCGUCUGAAGCUAAGCAGGCGUUCUUAAACCUUAUACAGAGCUGGCCACUUCACAAAGCCACAAUCUUUGACGUAAUGCAAUCAUUUACUUCCAAUUGGCCUAGAGUUCUAUGGUUAGCAGUAGACCAAAAGGGUCUUCAUCUACUGGAGCACAGAUCUCGAAAUGCUCUUUGCACUUAUGAUUACGGUAGCAUUCUUAGCUAUUCGCCUGCCCUGAAUUGUCUUAUGAUCAUAACGGGAAGCGACCGAAAGCAGAGCAAAGUUAUUUUAACCACAGCUCAAGCAUUCCAAAUCGCUACCCUUAUCAGAGAAUACAUGGAAGUGUUACAAGAAACAUGUGAAAGUAAACAAGUCCAAACAACCCGAAGUAGACCGACGAGUGCUCUUCAUCAAGCUCCUCCUCUGGUGCCUCCACAGCCCAGCUAGAAGAGGGUUACCUUCGCAGACCAAGUUAAAGGUGCACUAGUUUGAGGGACUAAAACUAAAAAAGUUAAAAUAAUUUGUGGUGUUCGUCUUCUGCAUCUGUUUAAAUGAGGAUGAAUUUAAGGUAAGUGUUGAAAAUUAUUUUUUAAUGAGCCCACAAGUAAGAAUUAAAAAAGCAUUAAUGUUUUAAAAAUAAGUAAAUUUACA